This is a messenger RNA of Prorocentrum cordatum, 590 nucleotides long. The record is from the annotation of a GenBank genome assembly. Lineage: Eukaryota; Dinophyceae; Prorocentrales; Prorocentraceae.
GCGGGUGCGACUGCGUGCUGGUGGACGAGGCCCAGUUCCUCACGCAGGCGCAGGUUCGGGAGCUGAGCCGGGUGGCGGACGAGCUCAAGGUCCCUGUGCUCUGCUUCGGCCUGCGCACGGACUUCCAGGGGGAGCCCUUCGAGGGCAGCCGGUACCUCCUCGCCUGGGCAGACGUCCUGUCGGAGAUCAAGACGGUGUGCGGCUGCGGGCGCAAGGCCACCAUGAACCAGCGCGUGGCCGACGACGGCACGGUCCUGGCCGAGGGGGAGCAGGUGCAGGUCGGCGGCAACGAGAGCUACGUCGGCAAGUGCCGGCACCACUUCUGGGGGAACAGGGCGCCUGGGCGCGCGGGCGCGCGCCGGCGGAGGCCAGCCUCGAGACGCCCGAGAAGUCGAGGGCGAAGGCCGCGGGCGAGGCAGCUGCCGGGGGCCCGCCGGCCAAGCUGGCGCGCGCGGCGUGAGAGCGGGGGAGAGCGGGGCGGCCCGCGCGGGGCGCGCGCUCGGCGCAGUAACCUCACGUCGGUGUGUCUGCUUGUCCAGCGCGGGCUGGACUCAUUCGGGGCGCAUGCGGGCGGACGGGCUUUUUUUUAG